This is a messenger RNA of Pediculus humanus corporis (human body louse), 447 nucleotides long. RefSeq names its product lymnokinin receptor, putative. Gene Ontology annotation, cellular component: membrane. Gene Ontology annotation, biological process: G protein-coupled receptor signaling pathway. The record is from RefSeq and is a predicted model, not a curated record. Lineage: Eukaryota; Metazoa; Arthropoda; Insecta; Psocodea; Pediculidae. The transcript has a single exon. Gene Ontology annotation, molecular function: G protein-coupled receptor activity. Bases 1 to 447 code for a protein of 148 amino acids.
AUGUACAUGAACAGGACAAUAAAUAAUUGUUCUUCGUCGUGUAAUUUAACGUCGGAUUAUGUGACCAUUUAUCAGGUUCCGACUAGUAUUAUUGUUCUCUUAUCAGUUUUAUACGGUUCGAUAUCGGUGAUAGCAGUUGUUGGUAAUUUCAUGGUCGUAUGGAUAGUUGCAUCGUCAAAAUCGAUGCAAAACGUAACAAAUUGUUUUAUAUGUAAUUUAGCAUUGGCGGAUAUUGUUAUUGGAUUUUUUGCCAUACCUUUUGAGGUGAGUCUUGUUUUCAUUAUUACAUUUAUGUCAGCAAAAUCUAAAUUAAAUUUUUUUUUUCUUUUCUUUUCCAUUCUCCUUUUUUCCUUUUUUAUUUUAACCAAAUACUUUCUUUCUUUCUCUCUCUCUCUCUCUCUAUUACUUUUUAUUUUUUCUCUCUCCAUAAAUUUAUUUUCAUUCUAA